Molecule: messenger RNA, 729 nt
Organism: Sphenostylis stenocarpa
Lineage: Eukaryota; Viridiplantae; Streptophyta; Magnoliopsida; Fabales; Fabaceae
Source: the annotation of a GenBank genome assembly
AUGCAUCGCUGCUGCAGUGGCUCCCAGGGGCACGUGAUGGGACCCUGUACAUGUGGUAUGUUUCACAGCCAAACCACCUCCUUCUCCAUGCUCUUCUCAAUGCCCAACCACAAACCACCCUGCCAAGAUUCCGACAUCUAUGAUUAUUCCUUCACGCCCUCAUCCUCUUCCUCUUCCGUUGACUGCACCCUCUCCCUCGGAACCCCAUCCACCCGUUUCUCCGAAGACGAGGAAAAACGAACCCGCCAUGAACGUCGCUCCGUUUCUAACUUCUGCUGGGACUUACUGCAAUCCAAACACAACCCUCAAUCCCAAACCAAAUCCUCCCGAACCUCCAAUAGCACCUCCACCACCGACCCUCUCCUCGCUCGUCGCUGCGCCAAUUGUGACACCACCUCAACUCCCCUUUGGAGAAAUGGCCCCCGUGGCCCCAAGUCACUGUGCAAUGCGUGUGGGAUUAGAUUCAAGAAGGAGGAGAGAAGGGCAAGUGCUGCGGCGGCGGCGCCUCCUCCGGCUUCUGUCGGCGUGAUGGAAUCGGCACAGGUGUAUAACAACUCGUGGUACGCACACCCACAGAGUCAGAAGAUGCAGUGUUUCUCGCCGGGGAUGGGGAACGAGUUCCGUUUCGUGGAUGAUGGCGAUCGAGACACCGAUAACGGCAUUCCGUUCCUCUCGUGGAGACUCAACGUCACAGACAGAACCAGCCUCGUUCACGACUUCACAAGAUGA